AUGUUAUUCUCCACGUUAAGUUAAGUUGUAGCAGUGAUGAGCACAGAGCCAGAGGAAGUUGAAGAAGUUGUAAUAAAAUGCGAAGUAAUAGAGAUAUCAGAUGAGAACGAGGAAGAAACUCCAAAAAAGAAGAAAAGGAUAAGAAAGCGUUCAAUACCAAAAGAGAGAUCCAAAUGCGACCUAUGUCCAAAGACAUUCACCACCAGGUAUGAACUGAAGAAACAUAAGAGGACCCACACCGGUGAACGGCCGUAUAUGUGCACCGUCUGCGGGAAGACGUACACACAGCUUGGACACCUCAACAUACACAAGUUGUCACACGAAGGUGUAAAAAAUUUCAACUGCUCAGAUUGUGGCUCAGCAUUCUACACUAAGGCUGAUCUGGACCGCCACGAGAGGAUUCACCUCGGGAUCAAACCCUACGUCUGUGAGAUAUGUUCAAAAAGUUUUACGCAGAAAAACAAUUUAGUGAUGCAUGUAAAAAUGCAUGUAGGGGAUAGGGCCCAUCAGUGUGACGUGUGCAACAAACGGUUCAUGACACGCAGUAAACUCACGUUGCAUGCAAAAAGGCAUGAAAAAACAAAAAAGGUUAAAAAUAAUUUAGAUGCUAUCGAAGAUGCAUUAGAUUGUUGUUAA
Arctia plantaginis is the source of this 636-nucleotide messenger RNA. NCBI's taxonomy places the organism in Eukaryota, Metazoa, Arthropoda, Insecta, Lepidoptera, Erebidae. The record is from the annotation of a GenBank genome assembly.